AUGGUGCUCUCUGGUAAGCUUAUUACUGAACUUGGUAUCAAAACACCCGCUGAAAGGUUCUACAAACUAUUUCAAACAGAACUUCACGAAGUUCAAAACCAUUGUGAAAGAAUUCACCAUACCAAGCUGCAUGAAGGUGAAGACUGGCAUGACACUGAGACGGUUAAACACUGGACCUAUAUCAUAGGUGAUGAGGUACACACAUGUUAUGAGAGUAUUGAAGAAGCUGAUGAACAGAACAAAAAGAACACUUGGAAGCUCUUUGGUGGAGACAUUGAUAAGCACUACAAGGUCUUUAAGCUCACCCUUGAAGUAGUUGAUAAGGCUGAUGGCACUGCUGCUGUUAAAUGGACUGUGGAAUAUGAGAAGAUCAAGGAGGAUAUUGACCCUCCAAAUGGCUGGAUGGACUACCUUAGCAAAUGUACCAGAGACAUUGAUGGUAAUCUUUCCAAGGCCGGGCCGCACUAA
Messenger RNA from Lathyrus sativus (Indian pea), 468 nucleotides. NCBI's taxonomy places the organism in Eukaryota, Viridiplantae, Streptophyta, Magnoliopsida, Fabales, Fabaceae. The record is from the annotation of a GenBank genome assembly.